GUGAACUAGUCUUACAGGAUUAUAAAACAAACUGACAGAAGUUUUCAAAGUGUAAAGCUCGGGUGCAUUAAGGUUGUUUUUUUCUAAAGCAAAAAGCAGACCUAUUCCAGUUCAUAGCUGAAGAAAUUGCAAAAAAGACGACAAUUUUCCUGAAAAUGGCAUCCAGUAAGCAAGUCCAGGGCAGGUCCUCUGAGCUGAGGGUGGUGCUGCUUGGGAGGGCAGGGGACGGGAUGAGUGCCUCUGGAAACACCAUCCUGGGCAGUGAAGAGUUUCAAUCUGAUGCCAGCUCCUCCUCAUUAACAAAGGAGUGCAUGAAGAAAACAGCUGUAGUUGCUGGGAGACACGUUUCUGUGGUCGACACUCCAGGAUUUUUUCACACAGAUCUCUCUGAAGACGAGGUUAAACUGGAGAUUGGGAGAUGCGUCUCCCUGUCCUCCCCGGGACCCCACGCUUUCCUCCUGGUGAUGCCGUUGGGUCCAUACACAAAGCAAGAGAAGGAAAUAGUGCAGGAAAUCCAGAAGAUGUUUAGUGAGAAAGUUAUGAGGUUCACCCUCAUUCUGUUCACCAGAGCGGAUGAUCUCGAAAAGGGCAUGACUAUCAAGAAGUACCUUAAGAGCAGCCAGGAGCUCCAGGAGCUGGUGACAAAGUGUGGGGGGUGUCACGCCUUCAAUAACAAGGAGGAGAAUCCCACCCAGGUCACUGAGCUACUGGAGAAAAUAGAGAGCAUGGUGGCUGAGAACGGAGGCAGCCACUACACUGAUGAGAUGUACCAGCAGGCACAAACAGCGAUCAGACAAGAGAAGGAGGAGAUAUGUGGUUGUGCCCCGAUGUGUCUGUGUUUGUAAAUACAAUUUUUCUAUUUUCUAAUAUUUUUGUAAGGCUCAUUCAGUUAAUAGUUAAAACAGCUAGAAUUUGAAUACAGUUGUCCACUUUUGCGAGCCAGGACCUAGGUAGUGAAUUAUUAGCAGCUUAAAACUUUCAGUAAUUUGACUAUUCAAUGAUUUCACCUGAACGAUAAACAGAAAUGAUACAGCUUCAUCUGCGUAUUGAUCUUUGCUUCUGGUUUACAUUGAUUUUGGUGCAUUGCUCAGUUUAAAGUUCAACAUAAUUGCA
Acipenser ruthenus (sterlet) is the source of this 1113-nucleotide messenger RNA. Its product is annotated as GTPase IMAP family member 4-like. Lineage: Eukaryota; Metazoa; Chordata; Actinopteri; Acipenseriformes; Acipenseridae. The transcript is spliced from 2 exons. Gene Ontology annotation, molecular function: GTP binding. The record is from RefSeq and is a predicted model, not a curated record. The coding region runs from base 156 to 845 and encodes 229 amino acids.